AUGUCGACUAAUAAUGAAAAUGAAAUAAACAAUGAUGAAAUUUCAACAAAAGAAAAUGAAGAUUCAUUAUUUAAUCUGGAAGAUGAUGAUAAUAAGCAAGAAUUAAAUGAAGAUAAUCAGUUAAAAUGUUUUUUAUGUAAACAAUUAUUUAAUCAGCCAAAAUUUUUAUCAUGUACUCAUACAUAUUGUCUUCAAUGUUGCGAAAAAUUAAUUAAAAAUAAUUCAAACAAAGAUCAAUUUGAAAUUCAAUGUCCAAUAUGUCAACAAAUAACUGAAAUAUCAAAUAUAAAUAUGCUUGUUGAUAAUUAUUUGUUAAUACAUGAAAUAGAAAAUUUAGCUUUAAAAACUGGUUCAAUUCAAUGUCGUGCAUGUACAUCAAAUGAUGUUGGCGUUGCACACUGUUCAACUUGUUCAUCUUAUUUGUGUUCAAAGUGUUGUCAAGCUCAUCAAUACAUGAAAUGUUUUGAACAACAUCAUGUUCGACGUUUAUCACAAAUUGAAAAUGACGAAGAAUAUUUAAAUCGAACAUGUCAAAUUCAUUCAAAUAAUCAAAUAAAUUUUUAUUGUAAAACAUGUUCAUUAAAUCUAUGUGAACAAUGUUUAUUAUUACAUCCAACAUCACAACAUGAUAUACAAAAGAAUCCAUUUGAACAAAUACGUUCUGAUUUAAAUGAUAAAAUAAAUCAAAUUGAUCAAAUACGUUCAACUGCUUUGGCUAAUUUAGAUCAUCAAUUAACAUCUCUUCAACAUGAUUAUGAUAAAGCUAAAACACAAGUUGAUUUGGCACAUACACAAUAUCAACAAGUUUUAAAUGAAGUUUAUAAAGAAUGUUUAUCAUCAUUAAGUAUUUUGCAACGUGAUGAAGAGAUGCGUUUAAUUGAUAAAUUAGAAACAAUUCAAAAAGGUUCUCAAUCAUUUGACGAUAGUCGAUCAGUUUUUCAACGUUGCUUAGAUAAGUGUUCAUUAAAUGAAUUAGUGCAAUUGAAAACAAAAUUAUUUGAUGAUAAAUUAAAUUCAUUUCAUCAAUUAUUUCAAAUUGAAUCAAAUUAUUUUAAAAUCAAUGAUGAACAACAGCAAAAACAUGAUUUAGUUCAAUUUUUAAGUACGCCUAUCCAAGAAUUUCAACAAAUUAUUAAACUCAAUUUUGGACAAUUAAUUAAACCAGAAUCAAAACAAAUAUCAUCACCAAUUAAUAAUCAUUACCAGAGAGGAUCAUUAUUAUCAUCAACAAAUGGUGAUUCAGUAUCAUCAUCAUCAGGUGUUGGUAGUAUUGGUCUUGGCCAAAUAUCAUCUCGUGGAACAAUAUUAUCAAAUGGUGUAUCACCUUCUGGUACGAAUCGUGAUGAUUAUUUUGUUAAUUGUUCAACAAAUGAAAAUGAACCAGUUGUUGAAAAUCUUCGUGCACUUGAAUCAAUAUUUGUUGAUUCAUUAUCAACAAUUCAUCCAAAUGUACAAAGAAAUUUAGAGGAAAUGCUUCAAUUGAAUCAUCAACAACCGCCACUACUACAAGAAAAUCCGUAUACAAUGCUAACACGACAAUCAUCAGCACCACCAUUGGGACAACGAUCACCAUCAAACAGUAUAAUUCAAUAUCCUCCACCAUCAUUAGUUGCAACAUAUUCAAGUACAAAUAGUGGCGGAUCAAGUAACGGAAAUAAUAGUCGUUCAACAACUCCAUUUUCAGGCGUAACACAAAACUCGACAAUUGAUGUUAAUUUAAAUGUUCUUUCUCAAACAUCAUUAAUGCGUCGUUGUGGACAAUCAAUGCAAGUUCGAGCCAAAUUCGGUUCAUUAGGACCACAAAAAUGUCAAUUUAAUGCUCCACAUGGUUUUUGUCUUGGAAUCGAUGAAGAAAUAAUUGUUGCUGAUACAAAUAAUCAUCGCAUACAGAUAUUUGAUAAAAAUGGUGAAUAUAAAUAUCAAUUUGGUAUGCCUGGAAAAGAAGAAGGGCAAUUAUGGUAUCCAAGAAAAGUGGCUGUUAUUAGACAAACGGGAAAAUUUGUUAUUUGCGAUAGAGGAAAUGAAAGAAGUCGAAUGCAAAUAUUUACAAGAAAUGGACAUUUUAUAAGAAAAAUUUCAAUUCGUUAUAUUGAUAUUGUUGCUGGCUUAGCUAUUACACAACAAGGAAAUAUUGUUGCUGUUGAUUCAGUAUCACCAACUGUUUUUUGUAUAAGUGAAUCAGGUGAUCUUCUUAAAUGGUUUGAUUGUUCAGAUUAUAUGAGAGAACCAUCUGACAUUGCAAUCUUUAAUAAUGAAUAUUUUGUUUGCGAUUUUAAAGGUCAUUGUGUUGUUGUAUUUGAUGAAGAUGGAACAUUUUUACGUCGUAUUGGUUCUGAGAGUGUAACUAAUUUUCCAAAUGGAAUCGAUAUCAGUGAUGCCGGUGAUGUAAUCAUUGGUGAUUCACAUGGAAACCGUUUUCAUAUAGCUGUAUUUACACGUACAGGUGAUUUUUUACAAGAAUUUGAUUGUCCAUAUGUGAAAGUAUCACGUUGUUGUGGAUUAAAAAUAACAUCGGAUGGUUUUAUUGUAACGUUGGCAAAAAAUAAUCAUCACGUACUUGUAUUGAAUACACUUUAUUUAACAUAA
This is a messenger RNA of Rotaria socialis, 2586 nucleotides long. Lineage: Eukaryota; Metazoa; Rotifera; Eurotatoria; Philodinida; Philodinidae. The record is from the annotation of a GenBank genome assembly.